AUGCGAAAUGCGGAUAAAAUAAUUGUUAUGCAAAUAGGUGAAAUAAUUGAAAAAGGAAAUCAUGAAUUAUUAAUGAAUAUUCAAUCCAUUUAUUACAAUCUUAUUCAAAAACAAAAUUUACAUAAUAAACAAGAUAAAACAAAUUCUAUUCCUGAAGAAGAAAAUAAACAAAGAGGAAUGAAUACAGUAUCAUUGCAAUCUCUUAAAAAUAAUCAAAAUAAACAAUUAGAAGAAAUAAAUGAAAAGAAAAAAGUAAGAAGAAUUAUUUCAUCACAAUUGUUAAGAAUGAAUAAACCUGAAUGGAUAUUUAUUUUGUUUGGAUGUAUUGGAUGCAUUUGUAAUGGUAUGAUACAACCAACAAUGGAAAUUGUUCUGAGUAAAUUAACUGCAGUUUUUCAAGAAUGUGAUGAAGAUCCUCAACGUCGAAAAAUUCUUGUUUAUAAUUUAAUAUUUAUUGGAUUUGGAAUCAUUUGUUUCAUCGCAACAUUUAUUCAAAGUUUCUUUUUUGAUCGUUCUGGUGAAGCAUUAACACAACGUCUCCGUCAAGAUAUAUCAUAUUUUGAUGAUCCAAAUAACAAUACAGGUGCAUUAUGUACACAUUUAUCAACUGAAGCAUCGGCUGUUCAAUGUGCGACUGGAAUUAGACUUGGAAUUUUAUUACAAAGUUUUUGUUCACUUGCUGGUGGUCUUAUUAUUGGUUUUAUAUUUUCUUGGUAA
Molecule: messenger RNA, 717 nt
Organism: Adineta steineri
Lineage: Eukaryota; Metazoa; Rotifera; Eurotatoria; Adinetida; Adinetidae
Source: the annotation of a GenBank genome assembly